AUGGGUUGGCUUGCUCGAUGUUUUCAGUCACAGGCUGUUCAGCUAUCUGCAGCCCGCUUUUUGAGCUUGGCAUUUUCGACCUUAGAUAAGGACUAUCUUGCAUCCAGAAGCGAUCCAUCUGCUCGAGAUUUCUUGCUGUGGACAGUCACUCAAUUCAGAAGCCAUGAAAUGAGCAGUGCCUUUGCAGAACAGGUUGCCAAGAAUAUUACAUACCUUUUCGACACAGUCGUACGAUCAGAUGAAGCACUGAGAUGGUUUUGCCAUAAACUCUGCUCGAUGUGUAAAUUUGAAGUGGUUAAAUUGCCUAAUGAAGCCACUAGGCGAAUUAACAUCUUCAAAGUUGCUGCUGCUGUAAUUUUAAAGGUGGAGCCGUCUCACACUGGCAUUGUGGUCGAUGCAUUUUUACCAUCGUUGUAUCGUGAAAUGCAAGGCAAAUCGGCACAGAAUACGGAAGUGCUGGAACAAAUAUCGAAAGAAGUUGCGGAAACUAUGAAAGGAAGAAUUGGCGAGGAAGAAUUUACGAAGCGGAUUUCAGAAUGUCAAAAACAGUCUGCUGCUAAAUUUGAAUUACGGAAGCGCAAGCAGAAAGAAGAACUCAUUCUGGAUCCAGUUUAUGCCACACGCAAAAAACUACGAAGGAAUAAAGCGAAAAGUGGAGCAAGAAGGCGAAAAUUUGGACAGAAAAAACGUUUAAGAACUGGAAAGUCAAAUUGA
Molecule: messenger RNA, 714 nt
Organism: Gongylonema pulchrum
Lineage: Eukaryota; Metazoa; Nematoda; Chromadorea; Rhabditida; Gongylonematidae
Source: the annotation of a GenBank genome assembly